UGGCGAGUUAAAUGUUUCAAGGACCAUGGACAUUUUGUAUAACUAUGGCUAGGAUAGUCAGUACUGAUUGACUUAAUUCAGUCACUUUAUAAAAUGCAUAUUUACUAUCAACAGCUGCUUUCUACAAUUAUGGGCUCAAAUCGGUGGUCUCCUGAUUCCCAUGUCCAUCAUCCUCCUCAUCAACAUUGUCAUCUUCAUCCUGGUGGUUCGACAAUUGAUCCGAUCUGCCAACAUCGCUGGUCGGAUGAAAGGAGAGGCUAAGGUAGAACGCCAAGAGGCUAUCGAAUUCGUCCAGAAUGCAAUCUGCAUCUUGCUCCUGCUCGGUCUGACCUGGGUCACCGGAUAUCUGCUUUUGAUCCCGUUAUUCAGUCAGGUGGCUCAGCCAAUCUUCGUCGUCCUGAACUCCUUCCAAGGAUUUUUCAUCUUUCUACUCUACUGCGUCCGGAAGCCUCACAUCCGUACGAAAUGGGGGCUAACUUGUUAA
Messenger RNA from Strongylocentrotus purpuratus (purple sea urchin), 484 nucleotides. RefSeq names its product adhesion G-protein coupled receptor G2-like. Bases 161 to 484 code for a protein of 107 amino acids. The transcript is spliced from 2 exons. The record is from RefSeq and is a predicted model, not a curated record. Gene Ontology annotation, biological process: cell surface receptor signaling pathway; G protein-coupled receptor signaling pathway. Lineage: Eukaryota; Metazoa; Echinodermata; Echinoidea; Camarodonta; Strongylocentrotidae. Gene Ontology annotation, cellular component: membrane. Gene Ontology annotation, molecular function: G protein-coupled receptor activity.